UUAUAAACAAAUUAGUAGUUCUUAUUAGUAAAUUAUUACAAAAUUAAAAGUGAUAACAAAUUCGCAUAUCUAGUAACAAUUAAAACCAACUUUACCGGUGAUACCCAAGUCAUCCACUAUUAUUUUUCAACAAAAAAAACAAUCUCAAACUCGACCAAUCAACAGGGCUGUUUAAUUAGUAAAAGAAAAUCAACAUCAAAAUGCAAGCUGUCUUAGGGAAAGUCGUAGGUACGUUCCGUGGAGUUGGAGCCCCUUUAAAAGCAUCGGGUUCCAUCCUUCUCGGGAACGGAUCUGGUUUGGCGUCUGCUGCUGGAAGUGCAACCUCUUCUCGUGUGUGGCAUGGAUUUGCUAUAAUCGGCACGAACCGGUUUUAUGCGACAACAAGAACAGCAUCGGACAAUAAAGAACCUGAAAAAUCCGUCUUUAUUUCGCAAUCCACCGACAUUCACACGAAUUUGGCUUUGGAGGACUGGAUUUAUCGCAACUUCAAUUUCGAAAACCACCGAGUUCUCCUCCUGUGGAGAAAUGAUCCCUGUGUGGUAAUCGGUCGACAUCAAAAUCCUUGGACCGAGGUCGACGUGUCAUUAGCAGAGGAAGCCAAGCUGCCCGUUGUGCGUAGAAAUUCGGGCGGCGGAUGUGUAUAUCAUGAUCAAGGAAAUCUGAACUGCACAUUUUUCACUCCUCGGGAUGGUUAUGAUCGGAAAUCCAAUCUGGAGAUUAUAUGUCGAGCAUUGAAGCGACAAUUUGAUAUCGACGCGGACGUGUCACCCAGGCUAGAUGUCAAUGUCCAGGGCUAUAAGAUUUCCGGAACUGCUGCAAAGCUGGGGAAAAAUGCAUACCAUCACUGCACUUUGCUUGUUGAUGCAGAUAUUAAAAAGCUGUCGGCUUUGCUGAAUCCAGACGUGGAUGAGAAAAUCGAGUCCAAGGCUACGAAAAGUAUCAAAUCUCCAGUAAAGAACUUGAAAAGUCAAGACCCUACCAUCAGUGUGGACAAAGUCCUUUCCUCAGUUGGCUACGAAUUUUUACGAUCAGACAGCACUGGCAAUGACGGAGGUGAAAAGCAGAUCCAACACCAGAGAGGAUUUCAAAUGGUGAAUCCUACCAAUGAAUGGUUCCCAGGUCUGGAAAAGAUUCGAUCCGAUCUGAAAGGAUGGGAAUGGAACUAUGGGAAAACUCCAGAUUUCUCGGUGGAUCAAAGCUAUCCAAUUGGACUUGGAAGAGCUAAUCAAGAUGGGGCAGCCAACAUUGAUUUGCACCUGCGAAUAGUUAAGGGACGAAUUGAAAAUUCUCAACUUCGCCUCCCGUUUGGCAAGGAGCAAUUGGUGGACUCCAACACCCUGGCUGAUCUUUAUGCAUUCAUUAAUGCUCUCAAGGAUCGUCCAUUCAGAAUGGAUAUUUUGGCCACAUUUGAGGGACUCUUGUUUAAGAAGAGUACUCAAGAAGUGAGUGCAACUUCUUCCAGCCGAUCACUGAGGGACAUUAGAGUCGCUGAGUCGCUCUUGAUUGCAUAAAAAUAAACUAAAAUUGGAUUAUUAUUAGCUGGAGACUGGGCGACUGAUAUUUUUAUUCUAGAGCGUGGUUUUUGUUGUUAUUCUCAUAUUCUAAUUAACUUUAUCAAUAAUAAAUUUAAUACCAAUAAUACUUAAAAACAUG
Folsomia candida is the source of this 1653-nucleotide messenger RNA. It is a transcript of the gene Lipt1, whose product is annotated as lipoyltransferase 1, mitochondrial. NCBI's taxonomy places the organism in Eukaryota, Metazoa, Arthropoda, Collembola, Entomobryomorpha, Isotomidae. Gene Ontology annotation, biological process: protein lipoylation. The coding region runs from base 201 to 1511 and encodes 436 amino acids. Gene Ontology annotation, cellular component: mitochondrion; cytoplasm. The record is from RefSeq and is a predicted model, not a curated record. Gene Ontology annotation, molecular function: lipoyltransferase activity. The transcript is spliced from 5 exons.